Messenger RNA from Frankliniella occidentalis (western flower thrips), 2544 nucleotides. RefSeq names its product mapk-regulated corepressor-interacting protein 1. Bases 176 to 481 code for a protein of 101 amino acids. The record is from RefSeq and is a predicted model, not a curated record. The transcript has 5 exons. Lineage: Eukaryota; Metazoa; Arthropoda; Insecta; Thysanoptera; Thripidae.
CCGGAAGUAUGAAAAAAAGGGCAGAAGCGACCGCUGAGAACGGAAAUAUGUAUAUGGUUGGCAAUGUUGCUGACUUCCGGGUUUGUCUCUGAUCGCAGUCUGACAUCUCUCGAUCAAUUUGUAAAUAAACAAGGGUGCGACUAGUGACUUCUGGAAAAAGCAAUUGUUUGUUACCAUGAAUCAGAUGCAGUCUGUGAAUGGGAAAAGGCCUGUGCAGGCCACUAGGUUUCGAGAUGAUCGAACUCAAACAGCUCAACAGGAUGAGCUAAUUAGGUUUAUUUACGAAUCUUGGCAUAAAGUUUCUAGGGAAGUGGAGCAGCACAGCCAAAAUGGUGCAGAGAAUGGCAAAGGCGGAGCUUUAGUUUAUUACUAUUGUGAUAAUGAACCAAAUCCUGUACUUAAAGAUUUUCAACCUUUUGACCUCGAAGACUGGUGUAGAAAAAGACUUUUGACAACCAACAGGAAUCAACCAUCAACUUAGGUUCUUUUGGGAUUUGAACAACAUUGCAGGCUUGUCUGCACUAAUUGUCUCUCUUCUUCACUGCCAACAUUUGUUGCAAGCGGUCUUUCUUUUCCUUUCUUAAAAAUUGUAUUUCAUUGUCUACAAUAUUUCAGUUUGCAUUAGUCCACACUGAUUUUCAUAACAUGGAAAAAUUUCAUGGAAUACUAUGCUGAAAUAAUGUAAAAUUUUGCUACCAGUUGUUUAUUGUGUAAUUUUACCAUUGACAUAGGAAGCAGGUAUUUUAAUAGAACCUAUCUGUGACACAGAAGGAGUAAGAAGACAGAACAGAGUUAAUCUUCUGUUCAUUAUUAGCAUGUACCUAUGGCAGUUUUGUUCCCUUAGGUUCAUGAUUAUCCUUCUUUGCAUUGUGGACUGUGGAAAGUUAAAGCUGUCACAAUCUUAAUUCUUGUGUAAGGCUUCUUUGUAAGAAACAAAAGGAUUACCCUUUUUUCUUCUUUUUUUCUCUCUCAAGCUAGUUCUUGAUAGCAGUGUUUUUUUUUUUUUGUUUUUGUACUGACAAACAUGUAGGUUGUGGUUGUGUAUGAGAUGUGGAUCUUUGUGUCGAACUGCUUCGGCUAUGUCUACUGUACACGGUUGUGGUUGGCCUAGGUGGGAUGGGCUAUGAUUUGUUUAACUUGUGUUGCAAACUUCAAAAUACUUUAAAUAACUAAAUGUUUGUCAGUAUUUUCUUUUAACUUUGGGCCUGGGCACCAACUGAAAAUGCCUAAAAGGUUUCCUUGUUUUAUUUUUGACCAUUCCAUUAUUGCUGUUAAAGUUAAGUUUCCUGGAUUGAUUCACUUCAAUUUGUGUACCUAGCAACCUAUGGUGUAUUUUAAGUUAAAGACAUUUUCAAAUUUCAGUUCAUAUUUUGCCAGAAUAAUUUUGUGUUCUUACCUUCAGGGCAUGCAAACUUAAAUCUAAAUUUGAUGUCAAAUUUGAGUUUUUCUGUUUAUAACUUUUUUACGCUAGCCGUUUAUGAGCUAUAGCUGCAAAAAUUUCUCUAAAAGGUUAAGUGUGCGUGCCCUACUGAUCUUCAUACCAAUCAGAAAAAAACCAUCAAACAUUUGUUUCUUUUCUAUCUAUCUGGUGGUGUUAAAUUGUGAGUACAUAGUGUACUCAUCUAUUGAUUUCAUAAUAAUACUGCUUCUGUCCUUUUGAGAAUUUGUGUGGGUACCUAUAUGAUACCAGUUUGCAUUUGAAUAUGAUUUCUCUUUGAUUUCUUUUGUUUAGUAUUUCCUCCAAUUUCAUUCUAUUGGGCUCAUUGUGACUGUUGCCAUGUCUAGCAUUUGUUACAAUUAAGUUGUUUAGUCCCUCAGCAUUACAGAAUUUUGCCUUUUUAUCAGUGUCUUGAUUCUCUAACCACUCAAAAAACUUAUAGUUUCUUAAUUUUGUUUAGUGAUCCAGAUGACGUGGUAAAAUGUGGUACGAAAGUGCUCGAGAAGUGGUGUAUAAAAUGACCUCUAGACAUUGUGAUAUAUCUGUUAACCAUUAUCUUAUUUGUCAGAGUGGUGUAACACAGUUUUCUGCCUUUGCAUAAUUUGUUUUAUGCAAGAUAGCAUACAUCUAUUCCGUAAUCUUGUCUUAUGGAUUCUUUUUCAAGUAAUGCUAUAAUUUCUUGGCUCAGUAUGCUUCAAGAAAUGUAGUGUUUGUUGUUCUUACUUAGACAUGUCUGGAAAAUUUUUAAUUAGACAUUUAUACCUUUAUUGUAAAAGCUAGUUGUUUUUAGAUUCAACUGUACUUUGAUGUAUAUUAUUUGAUAGGUUUCCAAAUUCUUCAAUUACGUAUAUGAAAGAUAAAAAGGUUUUACUAGCCAAUGAUUUUCUAUCAUCACAUUUUCUGCAUUUUAUAGAGAAAUAGUAUGGCUCAUAAUUUUUUAGGUCGACAGAAUACACAUACUACUUUAUGUGCACAAUUGUUGAAGUUGUUCUUGUCUCCAUCUAAAAGAUCUAGUAACAUUCCUCGCUGUUCUCAUCAAAAGAUUGUACCUUCUGAGCUCGCUUAAAUUCUAGGUCUGAAAUAAAUAACUGACCAGCAGUUGAUAA